GAUUGAAGCCACGUAAACGUGUCAGUGUCUCUCAACCAUGUCUUGGCUUGUCAGACCAAAACCUACAACCAAACAUUUCUUCAGUUAGUUCAGUAGUCAGCAAAGCAAUCAUCUAAUCUUUAUUAGUUCAAACUCAGAAUUAAUUCCAAAAUCAACUCGCAGAACACCCUGCAAUACUGCAUCAAAUCAAUGGAAGAACCACAACCAGUCCAUGACCAUGACAAGGACCCACCAAUCCCCCAAAACCCACCCGUUCAAAACACAGAUCCGAACCCAGACCCAGACCCACCUAUCACUGCCCCAUCUGACCCUCCAGUCGAACCAGCACCUGCACCUGCACCAGCACCAGCACCGCCACCGCCACCGCCUCCAGCAGCACCAGCACCGCCACCGCCUCCAGCAGCACCAGCACCAGCACCAGCACCGCCACCGCCUCCAGCAGCACCAGCGCCAGCACCACAACCACCACCUCCUUCUGUCCCUCCUGAAAGCAAGAAGAGACCACUUGACAAUUGUGGUCCAAUUCAAGAAUGCAGCUACUUCAAGAUGCGUGCUGUUGUCAAAGAUAUCAGACCCCGUGUUCUUGAGAUGCUUGGAACAGUGGACUUCCGGAGUUGCAAGGGAGCUGAGGAACUUCAAGAAAAGCUGAAGCUGCUUAUGGAAUUAUACAAGCAGAUGACAGCAGAAAAGGCCACUAUAACCAAGUGGAAAAUUACACCAAAUUCCAGUGAAAGUGGGGUGGGACUAAAGCCCCAGGAGCAGCUCCAAGAGACAGCAGAUCAGUCCCAGCCAGGCCAGGUUUUUGCAAAACCAUCUGAAAAGCAGCAAGCUGAACACAGUGAGAAUCAAGGGACGCAUAUUGUUGGAGGAUCAGCUUUUGGCUGGAACUUUAUCACCUUUCCUGGCAGUAAGCCAAUCUACUAUGGAAGAACAAAGGAAUUAUUCCGCGCUGCUCGAGUGACUUUGUAGGCUAGUCCUCCCCACUCACCCUAAUUGUUAGUUGAAAGGAAAGUAUGUAUCAAUAAGAAUAUGUGGAGCCUCACCCAUGAUCAUAAGGGGAUACUGUGAAUGAUUUAGAAGUUGUGAUGCGUAUAACUUUUGUUGGAAUGGCUGCACAAUUGUAGGUUUUACAAGAAAUAUGAUGAAAUCUCCAUAUUGGAUUCA
Messenger RNA from Populus nigra (black poplar), 1164 nucleotides. Its product is annotated as pistil-specific extensin-like protein. NCBI's taxonomy places the organism in Eukaryota, Viridiplantae, Streptophyta, Magnoliopsida, Malpighiales, Salicaceae. The transcript has 4 exons. Bases 190 to 969 code for a protein of 259 amino acids. The record is from RefSeq and is a predicted model, not a curated record.